This is a messenger RNA of Neurospora hispaniola, 318 nucleotides long. RefSeq lists its product as uncharacterized. The record is from RefSeq and is a predicted model, not a curated record. Bases 1 to 318 code for a protein of 105 amino acids. The transcript is spliced from 2 exons. Lineage: Eukaryota; Fungi; Ascomycota; Sordariomycetes; Sordariales; Sordariaceae.
AUGGGCGAGGUGGUGUUUGUACUUGCACCCCCCUUCCACGCCAUUAUAGCUGCCCCCAAAGGCACUGCCCUCGUGUCUGGAUCAUCAUCAGUCAAGUCUCAAAAACUCCUGCGACAAAGGAAAGAGGAAGAUGAGGAGGUCGGUCUCGGGAUGAUUCACAAGUCAAAAAGAAUAGUGAUGGAUGAUGCUGCGUUUGCCUUUUUCAACCAACGUCGAUACCUUCCCCAACCCCAGUUGGCGAAGUCGACUACAGAAGCCGAAGACACAUCCAAGUCACAAAGAGAACCGACCAAAGCAGCCUACAGAGGCCUCGAGUAA